Elaeis guineensis (African oil palm) is the source of this 1871-nucleotide messenger RNA. Its product is annotated as 3-oxo-Delta(4,5)-steroid 5-beta-reductase. Lineage: Eukaryota; Viridiplantae; Streptophyta; Magnoliopsida; Arecales; Arecaceae. The record is from RefSeq and is a predicted model, not a curated record.
CUUCCUUUUCUUUCUUCCGAGCAGCGGCACAAGCCCGCACCGCCCUCGCCCUCCUCGUGUCUAUCCUAUAAAUCUCAGCUCUCCCACCACUCUGGUGUAUUUAAACAAACCCCAUAAUAAACGAAGUCAUGAGCUGGUGGUGGGCCGGAGCCAUAGGCGCCGCCAAGAAGAAGAUCGAUGAAGACUCCGGCGGCGGCGGCGGUGGCGGCGCCCCCAAGUUCCAGAGCGUUGGUUUGGUGAUCGGCGUCACCGGCAUCGUCGGCAACAGCCUCGCCGAGAUCCUCCCCCUCUCCGACACCCCCGGCGGCCCCUGGAAGGUCUACGGCGUGUCCCGCCGUCCCCUCUCCGUCUCUUUCCGUCCUCUCACCGAGGGCCUCGCCGUCGAACACAUCCAGUGCGAUGUGUCCGACCCCGACGAUGCCUUGGCGAAGCUUUCUCCACUCACCGACGUCACCCACGUCUUCUACGUCGCGUGGGCGAACCGCAUCGUCGAGGCCGAGAACCGGGAGGUCAAUUCGGCCUUGCUCCGCAACGUUCUCGCCGCCGUCCUCCCCAAUGCCCCCAAUCUCCAGCACGUUUGCCUCCAGACCGGCCGCAAGCACUACCUCGGCUCGUUCGAGUCCUUAGGCAAGGUGAAAGCCCAUGAGCCCCCUUUCCGCGAGGAUCUCCCGCGGCUUGACUGCCCCAACUUUUAUUACGACCUCGAGGACAUCCUCUUCGAGGAGAUGGCGAAGAGGGAUGGGACCGUGACGUGGUCGAUCCACCGUCCGACGACCAUCUUCGGCUUCUCCACGUAUAGCCUCAUGAAUUUGGUGGGAAGUCUUUGUGCUUAUGCCGCAAUUUGCCGGCGGGAAGGAGCCCCAUUGAAAUGGCCGGGGAGCCGGGUAGUUUGGGAGGAUUUCAGCGAUGCCUCCGAUGCUGACAUGAUCGCCGAGCACCAGAUCUGGGCGGCGAUCGAUCCGUAUGCCAAGAAUGAGGCCUUCAAUUGUAGCAACGGGGAUUUGUUCAAGUGGAAGCAUUUGUGGCCGUUGCUGGCGAGGGAGUUCGGGGUGGAGUGGGUCGGGUACGAGGGAGAGGAGCAGCGGUUCAAGCUGGUGGAUGCGAUGAAGGAGAAGGAAGGGCUGUGGGAGGAGAUCGUGGCGGAGCAUGAGCUUGCGCCCACCAGACUGGAGGAGGUGGGGAACUGGUGGUUUGUUGAUGCUGUGUUCGGCGUGGAGGAGGUGCAUCUGGACAGCAUGAACAAGAGCAAGGAGCAUGGAUUCUUGGGAUUCCGAAACACGGUUGUUUCAACCAUCAUGUCUCAUUGCAUUUUGCAUCUAGAGCCCUGGGAUCCCAACAUUCUGACUUUACAAGUAGAUCAUAGAUCAGAGUGCAUAUAUGAGAGAGAGGGAUUAACUUUCUAUUGAAGUAGCUCUGAUUAAUUUGAUAUUAAUGGUGUUACCUUUUCCACUGUUUGGUGUUGUUUCAAGAGAUGCAGCAGAUCAGACAUCGAUCGUCAAAUCAAUCUUUAAAUUAUCAGAUGAUGUUUCUGAUGAGAUGGUUCGACAGUACACUCGGGGCCAGAUUUGGCGUAUGCUUGAAGGAUCCCUAUUACCUGAUACAUCAUCGGCUCUACUGAAGCUCAAGUAUUUACCUUUACUGGAGGAUCUUCAUCAGUUGGCCUGCAUGAGUUGGGGUAGUGCGGUCUUGGCAUUUUUAUAUCGGACUUUGUAUAGAGCCACUGGCCUACACAAUCAGACAUCAGUUCUUACUUAGUUUUACUACAAGUACACAUUUUCUUCAAGUUUAUAUAUAUUUAUUUAUAUAAUUUUGUUACAUGAUUUAUCUAUGGAUAUUUUUAGAUAUGGCAUGGGAGAGGUUUCCUAUUUUUC